ACACGCGAACCGCUUUUGCACCAAGUUUUCAGUCCUAAAGUACGUCGUGGGUCGAACCGACUGGCUUACGGUGUAAAUAAAGUGGCAACCAAAGUGUGGUGUUGUGUUGUGUUAUGGAUUGUUCGUUCCAUGGUAUUGUUGUGAUGAAAAACGGCUGACAUUGGAAUGACCUCCAAGGCGCUCACAGUACUCCCAGCCUCCCUUGAAGAUGAAAUGCUCCUGGCCAUCGGCACUGUUCUUUUUGAUAUGCUAUACCCAGACCACUGCAGGACAUAGGCCCCUCCCGAACAAAAGGCUCUGUAAUGAUGUCGACUCGAAGAGGAAUCACACACUGAAACCAAGGGUUGUGCUACCUGAAAACUAUGUCAAAGAAAUGCGGCCACCAGCGCGAAAAGGCCAACCGGUCAUCGUGGAGUUCAGCAUCUACGUGGUAGACGUCAACUCCAUCAAUGUUGAAGAUAUGGACUUCAGAGUGGACAUGUUCAUAAGACAGACUUGGAGCGAGAGUCGGCUGCAGCUGCCCGAAGAUAUUUUCGAGGAAGGAGACGACCACGUGACGUUGCCACCAGAGUUCUUCGAUAACCUGUGGCAUCCUGACCCUUACUUCUUAAACUCAAAAGUGACAGAAAUCGCCGAGCUGACUCACAAGUUCUCCUCGGUGACGCUGUACAGAAACCAGACAGUGCGAUAUUCAGCGCGGAUGCAUGCUAUCAUUGCGUGUCAGAUGGAGUUCCAGCUCUACCCCAUGGAUAUACAGUCCUGUCCUAUUUAUAUUGAAAGUUUUUCAUACAGUAACCAAAAAGUCCGGUUUCGUUGGAGCGAGGCAGGCGUGACCAUCAAUCCUGAGUUGAAGUUAUUGCAGUACCACAUCGGAGAACCGCUGAGACUUGAAGAAACAAAUGGAUACAUGAUCGAUAAAGAUGGUAACUACUCAAGACUAGUCGUAUACUUCAGAUUCGAGCGUCAAAUCGGUCACCACUUGAUACAAACCUUCGCGCCUUCCUCGUUGGUCGUGAUGCUAUCCUGGUUCAGCUUCUGGCUGGACCUGGAUGCGAUUCCUGGCCGAGUCACCCUGUUGGUGACUUGCAUGUUGACUCUUGUCACCAUGUUCACUGGUCUGAGAGCUGAUAUUCCACCUGUGGCUUACGUUAAGGCCUUGGACCUCUGGAUGGCUGGCUGCAUGAUGUUCGUGUUCGCGGCUCUGGGCGAGUUCGUGGUCGUCAAGGUUUUGGACAAGCAGUAUCAGAUGAACAAGACCAAAGCCCAGGAGUCUAUGCCCAGGAUCAUCCCGGUGAUGUUUCGUUAUCUCUGGCAGCGUUUGAACGGAGAGAAGGGUUCGUGCGGGACCCUGGCUGCCUGGGAGGGCAACCAGGUGAGGUGUCGGAAGGUUGACCUAACCUCACCUACCUCCCCCCCGGCUGCCACGCCAGCGGUGCACCCAGCACCGUCGGCAACGCAUAACACCGCUCACUUGGUUGGCGUUGAAAGGAGGCAGAGCAUAUUACAGGUUGCCUGGUUAGACGCCGACACUGGUCAAGAGCGAGUGCUGUGGCGGGAAAUCGAUAAACUUUCCCGCGUCGUGUUCCCAGCACUAUUCCUUCUUUUCGUCACUAUGUACUGGCCCGUUCUCCUGCUAAAAACUAAAACAUCUUCAUAACAAUUAGAUAUCUCGAGCAAUACUGUCGCUGCCUGAAAAGCGUUGUUUUCAAUUCAAUGUGAAAAGGUUUAAAUCGAUGCCUGAAUAUAUCGAGCACAAAUGAUUGAGGAUUGUUUUAAUCGAAUAGGCAUAUCGAGUUAUGGAAUGAAAAAUAUUCCAAGUAUUGUGAUGUUAUCGAUUUGAAAAAAUAUCGAUAAAGAUAGAGUCCGUUUCCGUUUGAUAAAAUUAUAAAGCAGAAAAUAUUUGUCUAAUCGAGAAAAAUAAUGAGCAAUUUGAAAAUGUUCGUCCAAUUUUCAGUUGGCCGUUGAAUUUUUAUGCUUGUGUAUGAUAGUUUAGGAACAUAUCAGAAUUUAGGGAAGUGAAGUAUAGUAAUAAUAUCGACAAUAUCGAUGAGUAAGGGAACUUUCUAGAAUCUUUCUAGAAGAAGGUUUCUGAACGAGGAGGAAUCUUGAUUUUAGAUAUAAAUAUAAGUAGCGGCUUAUAAAAAAAACUUUUUUUUUCUUUUUCUAUCGAAAAGUAUUGUAAAUUGUACGAGAAAUUGCACAAAAUAAAGUCCUUUUAAUGAUAGAAACAUUAUUAAUUAUAAAAAAAAAUAAAGUAUAAUAUACAAAAUAUUAUACUUAUUUUAUAAUGGUGAUAUGUAUAAAAAUAUGUAUUAUAAAGAAAGUUUUAAACUCUUAGAUAUUUUAUUGUUAUAGACUAUAAGGUGCUCAUAGAUAAGCUAUUUAUUAGAGCAUUCGUUACACAGAACUUGUUAUUUUGAAGCCAAGAUUACAAUUUAUAGAAAUACGAUGUUUAAAUAUCCUGUAAAAAACACAAGAUAAGUGAUAUGCUAGAAAACCAUAAAAGAAAUAAUAGUAUAGUUUAAAAAAUAUGUUGUUAGAAAUCCACAUUUAUUUACGGGUAUCCACCUAAAUAUUUAUAUUUUUAGGAAAAAGCGCAUCUAAGUUUUAAUUAUACCUAAAAAAACAUUUAUUUAAGAAAUGUAUAUUUCUAAACUGUUUAUUAUUUAUUUUUCAGUUUCAUUAAUUUAUAAUAAAAAAUAAUUAUUAUAUUUAAUUUAAAAUUAAGGUGCUUAUAAGUCAUCAGCGUCAUUUUGACAUAUUGUCGCAACCAUCAUCAGCUUUAAACCAUUGUGAUAGCGUUUAUAUUAAGAUUUUUAUAUUUAUAAUUAUUUAAUUUAAUAGUCAUUUCGUUCGUGUAGAAUUAAGGUAAAAUAUAAAGAAUAUAAGUUAAUAUAUUUUAUUAUUUUCUCAAACCCAUUAUAAAUUAUUAUGUAAAGUUUUAACAUGUCUGAAAAAAAUAUUUUUUUUUUAAUCGGCGAAAGAGGGAAGAAAACAGAUUUUAUUUUUUUCCAUAUUUCAAAGUAAUGACUAAGUUAAAAAGGGCAUUCACUCUCAAGUAUUAAAUACGUCCAUUUUAAAGAGGAACCAAAAAUCUUUUAAUAUGCGAGUUAUUAAUGGAAAAAUUUAUGGAAUUCUGGAGUGAACAAUUUUAAUGAAAAGUGAUUUAUUAUUAAGUAAAACGGAAAUAUUUGUCCCGUAAAGUCCAUUGUUGCAGUAUAUAUUGUACAGUAUAAGUAUUAAAAUAUAAAUAUAUAUUUAUAAAAUUAUAAGUAUUAAGAUACAAAUUAUAAAAUGUAUAGAUUAUGAUAUAUAUAAAUGCUUUAGUGCUAAAGAUACAAGCUCAUAUUGUCACGGAUGCCUUACUGUUUGACGAUUUUAUGCGCAAAAAUUGUAUUUAGGAUAUUUUUGUUCAACACAGUGGAAAUAAGUCGUAUUGUUAAAUGAAUAAAAAAUGGU
This is a messenger RNA of Helicoverpa armigera (cotton bollworm), 3459 nucleotides long. RefSeq names its product glycine receptor subunit alphaZ1 (gene alka). Gene Ontology annotation, molecular function: chloride channel activity; excitatory extracellular ligand-gated monoatomic ion channel activity; transmitter-gated monoatomic ion channel activity involved in regulation of postsynaptic membrane potential. Gene Ontology annotation, cellular component: plasma membrane; synapse; neuron projection. Gene Ontology annotation, biological process: signal transduction; regulation of membrane potential; chemical synaptic transmission. The record is from RefSeq and is a predicted model, not a curated record. NCBI's taxonomy places the organism in Eukaryota, Metazoa, Arthropoda, Insecta, Lepidoptera, Noctuidae. The transcript has 12 exons. Bases 209 to 1657 code for a protein of 482 amino acids.